CGAACAGGGAAGUAAUGUUGGAAGGUGGGAUCGCGCUGGACUGUUUCUUCCUGGGACCAGAUCAAAGCAUUUGUCAGACAGAUUCUAAUUAAGCGGCAGUGUUUGAACUCACAAGUAAAGCAGCUUUUUUUUGCCUGCUAAGCCGUCUGCUGCUAUGAUUUUGUGCGUAUUUUAGUGCUAUGAAUUAGGACACACUGGCUCAGGUGUGUCGGUCGUAUAAAUGAGGAACCGGUGUUCGGAGGUAAAGUAUUCAUUGAUUAAUCUGAUUUAUUGUGUCAGCGCACAAAGCCUUGUCUGCUCCAUCUAGAGCGCCCGCCCACCGGGCUUUCUGCGGAGCAAUAGUGGAAGACUGAUUAUAGUUACGGGAUUUGCCGUGGAGAGAGCCAGAGCCUACUUGGACUGCGAUUUGCUCUCCCAUCAGUGAAGGGGAGGGAAAUUAGCAAGGACUUAUUCCAGUCUGACUGCAUACCGCCAGGACUUUCAGAUCCCCCCACUCCUCUACUACAGGCUACGUCCAGUCCCCUGUCUUUUUAUCUGGUAGCCCCGUCCGAAUACGCGCAAGUCACGCCGGACUUUUGUCUUUUACUGAGGAGGCUGUGAGUGUGAAAUCGCCUCCGCAGUCUCGGAUGCGUAAACGGGGAGUGGGUUGGGUCGUCUAGGAGCCUGGCAUACGCACACGUCGUCAGCGAUAAAAGCAGAUAGGUGAGGGUGAACGCGAGGGGAAGCGCCAGGUUUUUUUAAGCAGGAGAACGCCGGAGAGGUGAGUCGGACACUGGCAAACCGCCGGUCUCCCCCCGGCUGUGGAUUAGACUCUCAGGAGUCCGGCUGCUGUUUGUCGCCCGGGAUUUGUAGACCUUCUUUUCUUCUUCUUUCUGAUUCAGGACCAGCGGUUAACCACAUUAUCAAACCCGACCAGACAUCGCCUCCUCAUCCAAAGGGAAUAUUGGAAGUGAAUCUGCAGGGCAAUACACAAUGGCAACCGGUGCGCUCCUUCUUGCUUGUGCGCUGCUUGCCAGUGUUGCUGUGGCUCAGAGAGUAGUAACGGUGCAGACUGGACCGCUGAUACGGACUGAGGGCUCCCACGUGACCAUCUGGUGCAAUGUGACAGGCUACAAAGAAGGAGUGGAGCAGGACUUUGAAUGGUCCAUGUACCUGGCAUCAGCACCAGACCGGGAGAUCCGCAUUGUGAGCACAGCUCAGCUAAACUAUGCCUACGCCGUGUAUGCCCCACGGGUGAACAGUAAAGAGAUCUAUGUGGAGAGGCUGAGCCGAGACUCUGCUGUGCUCCACAUCACCAAAGUGCAAGCCAAGGACCAGGGUCUGUUUGAGUGUUACACACCCAACACGGACGGGCGGUACCUUGGAUUCUACAGUGCGCGCACCAACCUCACUGUCAUCGCUGACUCGUUGACAGUGACAGCUCCUGCUCAGACUCUGUCCAAGGUGGAAGGAGACACACUACAGCUUACCUGUGAGGUGUCUCGGACCACAGUGCAGCACACUCACCUGUCAGUGGGGUGGUACCUCCGAUCUCCAGAGGAUGCGGCUGCCCCGGCUCAGGAGCUGGUCACCUUGUCGAGGGACUUUGUUCUCCGCUCUGGUGGACCAUAUCGGCAGAGGAUGGCAGCAGGGGACCUGAGGUUGGAUAAAACCAGCGCCACAGCCUACAGGUUGACCAUUCACAAGCUGCAGCCUGUGGACCAGGGCCUGCUCUACUGCCAGGCUGCUGAGUGGAUUCAGGACCCAGACGGCAGCUGGUUCGCCAUGACCCGCAAGCAGAGUGACAAGACUCAGCUCCGCAUUCAGCCCACUGAUCGGGACUUCAGCAUCCAGGUGAGCACGGAGCGACGGUCCUUCACGGCCGGUGAGCCGCUGGAGCUUCGCUGCACCAUUGAGGCCCAGAAUGUCCCCGAGCGUUUCUUCUCGGUGUCGUGGGUCUUCAGCAGCUCACCGGUGGCCGUGGUGGGCCCCAGUGCCGUGCCUGUCCUGGGCCCCGAUUAUGUCGCCCGCGAGGCGGCCGGUCACAUGACUGUACGUAAAGAGAGCCCCAAUGUGCACCUGCUCAAGCUGCAGCACCUGCGCCCCGAAGAUGCUGGGAAAUACAUCUGCCGCGUGACAGAGCGGGAGAAGACACCCACGGGAGACUUCAUCGACCGCAGCAAGAGGUCUCGCAAUGUCCAGAUCACAGUCCAGCCGCUCAAGAGCAACAUCACUGUGUCAUUGUCCAGUAACUCCUCUGAGGUCCUAGAGGGUGACGUGAUCCACUUGACCUGCUCAGUCCAGUCCACUACAGGUCCCCUGUCUGUUGUCUGGCAGUGGACAGACAAGCAGGCAACUGGACCGGCCCAGGAGGUGGCCUCUUUGGAUCAGGAUGGCACAGUUUGGCACAGCCCCACCUACAGAGAGCGCUCCAGUUACGGGGAGAUCCGUGCAGAGAAGGUGCGAGCCGACACAUUCUCUCUGUCCCUGUACAAUGCCCUACCUGGGGAUGAGGGUCAGUACCGCUGCACUGCCACUGAGUGGCUUCAGACCGGCACUGAACCAGAGCUAAAUUGGGAGAAGAUAGGAGAGAAGUCAGCCACCAAGACAGUCACCGUGAAGACUGUUGAGUCCUCCUUCAUGGUGUCAGCCUCAUCACGGACUCCAUCUGUAACCUUCGGAGACUCAUUUGACCUCCUGUGCCUGGUCAAGCCCCGUCACAACCCUCGUGUCCCCACUUCUGUCACCUGGCGCUUCAUGCCGGCUGGUGCAGAUGCUGAUGGCGAGGAUCAGGGAGAGUUCAAAGACCUGGUGACUUUCACCCGUGAGGGCACGCUGCAGUGGGGAGAGCAGCUGCUGGGGCUGGGCACCCGCACCACAGUGGACCGCUCUCACUCCAACACCAACUUCCGGCUGUCAGUGACCCGGGCAGGGCGCCGAGAGGCGGGCAAGUACCAGUGCACCGCCAUCCUUUGGAGGAGAAACUACGACAACAGCUGGAGCAAAGUAGCCAACCGCACUUCCAACCUGCUUGGCAUCAGUGUCCUACAGCCAGAGAGUAAGCUGCGAGUGCAAAAGACCAACCAGUCUCAGGUGUAUCCAGAGGACAGCCGUGUCAGAAUCAAUUGCUCUAUCACCUCCCAGACCAGCCAGGACUCCCAGCACGCUGUGUUGUGGUACGUGAGGCGCGCUACAGGGUCAGAAGCUGAUGAGCUCCUGCUGAGGAUCGAACGCUCGGGGGCCUUUGAGUAUGGCGCCUACGCAGAUGAGGAGAGACUUCGACGUCGUGUGCAGGCUGAGAGGCUGUCACCCCGCUCCUAUGUGCUAACGCUGAACAGGGCAGAGAGCAGCGAUUCUGGGACGUACUAUUGCCUGGUGGAGGAAUGGCUGAGUGACCCAGAUGGAGCUUGGUAUCGACUCUCCCGGGAGUCCUCAGGGUUCACGCAGGUUCUGGUCAAACAGCCAGAAGUUCGACUGCAGGUAGAGGAGAUGGAGUCAAAUGUGACAGUGGAGGAGUCCGGGUCAAUCCGACUGGGCUGUAGCAUUCCUUCCCAGUCGUCCCGUGACUCCCGCUUCUCGGUGUCCUGGUACGUGGAGCGCCCCGAAGAUGAGGACAGUGAGGACCAGCCGGGUGAGGAGGAAAGGGAGCGGGAGUGUGUGUUCUCCAUCGGCCAUGAUGCCGUUUUUGGAAAUGGAAACUGCAGCCCCAGAGAGGAGGCGGGGCCUAACUCCCGCCUGCAGUUUGAGAGGAUGGCCUCUGACCAGUACAGCCUGACCAUUCAAGGAGCCCGGCCGACAGACGCAGGCCGAUACUACUGUCACGUAGAGGAGUGGCUGCUGAACCCCCGCAAUGCAUGGUACCGCCUGGCCACCAACAACUCUGGGUUCACCAUCGUCAAUGUGUUGCAACAAGUCUCCACCCUCCAGUCAGUGGUGUGCUCCAACGACUCCCUCUUCUACUUUGUCUUCUUCUACCCCUUCCCCAUCUUCGGCAUCCUCCUCAUCGCCGUGCUGCUAGUGCGCUACAAGAGCCGCAACAACAGCAAGAGCCAAGAGGGCAAGAACGGCGCCCCCCUCCUGUGGAUUAAAGAACCUCACCUCAGUUACUCUCCCACCUGUUUGGACCCGCCUGCACUCAGCCUGCACCCUGGCUCUGUUGACUAAGCGAGGGCCCUGCCCUCCUGUCUCGCACACGUUGCGGAUCCAGCCAACACAAUGCCAGGGAGCAAAUCCGGACUCCACCUUCAGACCUUACUGUCGUUCACUGCUGUGUCGAAUUAGUCAAUCAGUUGAUCAGUUUAAAAAUCCCUACCCUGGUGGCUGCCUGUUUUAUGUUAACUGUGUGUGUUUGGGUGUGUGGGCUAGAAUGAGUGUGCCAUGUUAGCACAAUUAAUUGUGUGAGUGCAAAUUGAAGGGUAAGAGAGUAUCAUGAGCCUCUCUCAUUUUUGUUUUCUGUGAAACUUAAUCUCAUAGCUGCAUUUUGAUUUUUAUUACUCUGAAUAUUUGUCUAUUUUUCAAAAGAGAAAAAAACUGCGCACAUGAGAUCAUUGGCCAAUCCGGGAAGAACAUUUAAGAGAAGGAACUCUAUAAUCGACUCCGGCACUGAGCGGAUGCCAAAAAAAAGUCUCCGCACUGAUCCAAGAGCAGCCACAGCCUGGCCCACUAUGUUGGUUGCCAUAGUGAUGCUCUGCGCCCACUGACUCCGUAGCUGACGACUUGGUUUCCAGCCUGCAUAGAGACAAAGGCAAGGACACACAAGUCUGUGUCCUAAGUGAGGAUGUGUGUAUGUGUGUUGGUCCACCUGCCUCCACAAUGAAUUUGCCUUGGCAGACAGAAACAGGUCCUGGUGCGCCACUUAAACACUGCCAGACACUCUGGCCUUAGUGAGAGACUGCUCCACUCUUCUCUUCUAUCCUCCUCCUCUACGAAUAGAGAGACAGAGAGAACGAGAGGGAGGUCGGAAAUGAUGGAGAAUAAAUGAACAGCUCUCUCCUGCUGAGGAUAUACGUACUUUAACACAAGGGAUUUUUUCAGUGCCAAGUCCUCCUUAUUUCCACGCUGUCCUCUGCAGCCAAUAUUUGAAGUUUUAAAGAGAGGGGGUGGGGUAGGGGGGGUACUGAUUGGUUCUGAGGCAGAUUGUAAAUCGUAUGUCUGGUUACCUCCUGCUGUGGUUUUACAGGCUUUGUGGGCAAAAGGGCAAUUUUUACACUCAUGUUAAAUCAGUUGAAUUGUCCUUAAAUUUCACAGUGGGGGUCACUGACUGAAAUUAAAUUCUUGCACAUUUCUUUAAGUUGCCCAGUUUAAUCACUCUGUCAUCCUGUCUUUAAAAGAUAUCAGAAGCUCAAAUGAUGCAUAUUAGUUUAAAAAAAACACUGAGGCCACACUGAAGAUUACUAAUGUGUAGAUGUGUAGUAAAACACUCUAAAAAUGUAAUCUGCACAUUAUAAGAAAACAAAUUAAUGGGUGGGGGCAAAUGUUUGACUUUUGUGUUUAUUUUAAAGAUUUUUCUAUUUAUUGUUUUAUACUACUUUGCAUAGCUUUGUAAGAUUUUCUUUUUGCUUUGAAAUUCUCUAAAAACUGUGCUGCUUGUGUUGCCAGGCAACUGCACCAAGCAGAUUAUGUCAAUAGCUUGUGUGUUGGCAAUGUGGUAGAUGUAGAAAUGCUAGAUUUGUCCUGCGCAUUGCAGUCCGUAGCAUUUCAUACCAGAUUGUCAAGUUUGGUCAGUGUCAAAACACUGUAUAUCUAUAUCUAUAAUGGAAUUUACUGUGGCUUUACAUGUACAGUAGUUGAACAGACAAGUCACAAAAAUGGAUUCACUUAAUGCUUUCUGCUUGAGUCGCGUUUAUUUAGUGAAAUGUGAUGUAACACCUAGGUAGGAUGUUUGAUCAAAGACAGCCGAAACUGAACUGUUAACACGUCUUCUAAUCAUGGAUUCUAGCUGAAGGCGUAUCUCCUCAGCUCCCCUGACGCAAGGCAAAAGGGAUGAAAAAUCUUUGCCACCUUCCCUGGAACGCAACAGCCAGGAGAGGUGAGAAAUCCUCGAUCUGGGCCUACCCUUUCACUGCCAGACGGAACAUGAAAACUCUUGAAAAACUUGACAUUGUUGUCUCAAUUGUGUCAACAUGUAUAUUGCAUGACAAUAUUGCAGGAGGAAUUUUAAUGUUUUGUAAACUUUGAACUCUUUGAGCAUUGUGUUUGUGUGACAGAGCAGUGCCCAAAUCCCGCCCGAAUUCCUAAGCCAAGAGUCAACACAAAGCCCAGGCUCCUCCUCAUUUACAAUAUUUGACUGCCAAUGAUGCCCUCUGAACCUAUGAAGUAAUCUCUUUCAAGAAUGGGUGUUGUGGAGAUUGUGUUUGAUAUUACUGCUCAUAUCUGUCCUUUUAAUGCUUUGCUUUUAUGCAGCACUUCAUUAAACAGAUAAAAAGCCAAAAGGUGCGUAGCUGAUACUGACACAAGCCAGAGUCCUGAGAUUUCAACUUCCUUCACUGUUUUUCAAGUUAACCAGUUUCAAGUAGACUGCACUAUUUCAGGUGGAGAAGAGCUGGUGCUAUUUAGACAGAGGAGUUAGAAAUGUGAUGCAUGUGCAGUGAAUUCAGCUACAACUAAAUCAAUGUGUUCAACAAUAAGGUCCAUUGAUUAGCUGCCUGUCCACUCAUUAUUAACAAGUUUACAAGUGUUUUCAUAAAAGAGAUAUUGACCUCACUUGGACACAACAUCCCAGACGCAAGUUGUCCACACACUGAAUAUUGCAAGUUCCCAAGUAGAUGAUGAGGUAACACUUCAACUAGAAAAGUCUUCUUCAUACCCAUGUGGUUAAAAAAAAGGAGUCCAAGUACAAUUAUUAGAACACAUGAUACAAAAACCUGCAAGUGAUAACAUUCAUAUGACAGAAAUAUGUACAUUGAUUGUGCAGAGAAAGAUACAUUUGGUUUUUUGCAUCAUGUGGUCUCCUCUAAUUUUCUGUGUAUAUAUAUAUUGUCUAUCCAGUUUUUCUCUCAUAUGGUGUUUGCCUAAUGAAGACCAUGUUGGUUGAAAUGUUGCCUCAUUCAAUUGUGAUAUUCAGCAUGGGAACUGCCCCUUUUUUCCCCAUUAUACAGACUUUAGCCUCCUGUUUCUAUAUGAUGCAAUGCUGAUGCAAGUCAAAGGUUUAUAUAUAUAUAAAAACAGCAGGAAAGCCACUCUGUGUAUUUCAGGUGCCAGUGUCACCAGGAAUAAUUAAUAGAGCUGCUGGAAAGGUCUUGAUUUGACAGUAAUGAUUGCACAUCUUACUGACUUGCAUUUGCAUUGGCAGUAAAUGCUGAACAUUCCUAGAUUUGCAGGUUGGGUGAAUGGUGCCACUGAACAGAUGCUUCAGCUUUACUGUGUAAAAUCACACAAUAAGACUUAAUUCAUUAAAAAUUCAACUCACUUCAUCUUUCUAGACUUGAGCCAGGAAGUGUAAGGCAUGGUCGUGGUGUGUGGUGUCACAGUGCUGCCGCCAUCAUUGGGGCUGUACACAAACUCUGAAUGGUGUUUUUUGUAGAAAUAAUAUUAAUACCAUCCAUUGCUGCCUCCCAAGAUUCCUCCAGAUGUUCUGACAGUGUUGUAGCUGCAUUUUGAGGGCUGCAUGUAUUGGCUGUGUGCUGGCUCCAGAUUUAGGUGUAAAAUAGUUUGUGGUGAUGUUUUCAGUUCAGCCAGUGAUGCUUUAUUUUCAAGUGAUGUAUUUUUAUAUGACCAUGGUUUGUUUUUUUUCUUAAUCUAUCUAAUAGUUGCCAUCGUGACCAUGAAAAAGGCACUUUGCUAUUGUCAGUUUAUUGCAAUAAAAUACAUUCAGUGCAUCUCCCUGC
Messenger RNA from Lates calcarifer (barramundi perch), 7805 nucleotides. It is a transcript of the gene igsf3, whose product is annotated as immunoglobulin superfamily, member 3. The record is from RefSeq and is a predicted model, not a curated record. The coding region runs from base 973 to 4143 and encodes 1056 amino acids. NCBI's taxonomy places the organism in Eukaryota, Metazoa, Chordata, Actinopteri, Centropomidae. The transcript is spliced from 9 exons.